Messenger RNA from Trypanosoma cruzi, 924 nucleotides. RefSeq names its product metallopeptidase, putative. Gene Ontology annotation, cellular component: BRISC complex; BRCA1-A complex. Lineage: Eukaryota; Euglenozoa; Kinetoplastea; Trypanosomatida; Trypanosomatidae. The transcript has a single exon. The coding region runs from base 1 to 924 and encodes 307 amino acids. Gene Ontology annotation, biological process: double-strand break repair. The record is from RefSeq and is a predicted model, not a curated record. Gene Ontology annotation, molecular function: metallopeptidase activity; polyubiquitin modification-dependent protein binding.
AUGGAGAAGAGGGCUCCGCUUGAAAAGGUUUGUGUCGCGGAUACGGUGGUACAGGCGUGCCUGGCGCAUGCCUUUACGACGGAACAAGAAGAGGUGAUGGGGUUGCUACUUGGGGAGGUCACCGUGCAUCACGGUUGUGGUACGACGGCUGCUAUUUCUUCAGAGACGGUGAGGGUGGCUGCAACCGUCUCUCCUGCAAUUUCCACAGGUGCUAAAUCUUUCGGUGGGAAUGUGAAUGCUCCAACACCAACACCAACACCAACGUCACCGUCCACCGUUCGUAAGCGUGCCAAUGUGUGGGGUGCUUGGAUUUUGCAGCGCAGUGUGAGGCGUGCCGACCGUGUUGAAAUUGCCCCAGAGAUGCUUGCCGGUGCCUCCGAUGAGGCGGAGCGCUACACAAAACAGGUGGGACAUCAUACCCGCGUGAUUGGGUGGUACCACAGCCACCCCCGCAUCACGCCAUACCCGUCGCAGGUUGACCUUCGCUCCCAGGGCUCGUACCAGCAGAUGGAAAGCGGUUGGGUUGGUUUGAUAUUUAGUGUUUUUUACAGCGACGCGACGAACAGGAAUGGCGUUUCUAUUCACUGCUUUCAGACAGGUCCUGGCGAAACGCAUGAGAAGGUUGAGAUUGAGAUUGUUCCUGUUGGAAGUAUGCCGCUGAGGUCAUUACCACCGUGCGAAGUUACGCACCGUCUUCUUCAUGUAUUUCGUUCCGAGGUCAAUGCUGCAGUGGAGCUGGUUAGGCGGCGUUGCAAGGAUGCGCCUGACGCAAUGGCGGCAGCCUUUGCCCUACAAGAGGUUCAACUGUAUACUCUUGAGAAGUUGGUUGCGCAGCCUACCUUGAGGCAUCUAAGAGCCUGUAUUUCCUAUAUGGAGCGUGAAGUGAAGCGUUUGGAAAAGGAGUUGGCUGCACAAAAUUCUUGA